AAAAUUAACUUUUCCUCAUUACCAACCACCUAUCAUAUAAACUCGCUUCUCGUUUAGCAAACCCUCAUAAACACACACAUACAAAAUGUCUGCCGGCCUUCCCGAUAUGUCCACCGAUGCCAACUUGGCCGCUUUGGAGAAAUUCUUGGGCGAUCGCUCUUUCGUUGAUGGCCACACCCCAUCUCAAGCUGAUGUCGCAGUUUACGAUGCCGUCAGAUUGCCAUUCGAAAAGAAGUACCCUCACGUUGCACGUUGGUACCAACACAUUGCCAGCUACGGUGUCGAACACCCUGGCUUGCACGGUGACAAGGCCAAGGCUGCCUCUUUGAUCUCUGGUAUCUUUGGUGCUUCAACACCUGCUGGUGCCGCCGCCGCUGCAGGUGCUGCUGCCGAUGACGACGAUGACGUUGACUUGUUCGGCUCUGACGACGAUGAAGAUGCUGAAGCUGAACGUGUCAAGGCAGAACGUGUUGCCGAAUACAACAAAAAGAAGGCAGAAAAGGAAGCCGUUAAGGGUAAGACUGUUCACAAGUCUGUUGUUACAUUGCAAGUUAAGCCUUGGGAUGAUGAAACCGACAUGAAGGCACUCGAAGCUUCCGUUCGUUCGAUCGAAAAGGAUGGUUUGGUUUGGGGUGCUUCCAAACUUGUUCCAGUCGGAUACGGUGUUAACAUGUUGCAAAUCACUUUGGUUGUUGAAGACGAAAAAGUAUCUUUGGAUGAGUUGCAAGAAGAGAUCGCAGAGUUCGAUGACUACGUGCAAAGCUCAGACGUUGCCGCCAUGCAAAAGCUUUAA
Molecule: messenger RNA, 793 nt
Organism: Meira miltonrushii
Lineage: Eukaryota; Fungi; Basidiomycota; Exobasidiomycetes; Exobasidiales; Brachybasidiaceae
Exons: 2
Coding region: 86-793 (235 amino acids)
Biological process (GO): translational elongation
Cellular component (GO): cytosol; eukaryotic translation elongation factor 1 complex
Molecular function (GO): translation elongation factor activity; guanyl-nucleotide exchange factor activity
Source: RefSeq, a predicted model, not a curated record